GCAGCUUCACAUCGUAGAUGCGAAGCAGCAAUGUCAUCGAGUUGAGUCAUGAUAGUAAGAGUCAUUUUCGGUAAAAUCGAAGGUCAUUCGGGCGAAAAUCGGAGCUCAUUUACGCGCGAAUAAUAUAGCAUCUAGGAAAUGGAAUUUGCAUUAAAGGCUAUAAAAACUGAUAAAAGUCAAUAUUUGUAUUGUUUUUGCGUGUUUUUAUUAUCAUUUUCGCCUUUUUGGGAUUAUUCUACGAUCCUCCGACCGGUAGCGAUCUUACAUCGUUUCACGUGAUGGCUCCGAUUUGUUAUUGAUUGAUGUUAUACUUUUCCAUGUGCUUUCCUUCGCUUGCUGUUCAACUUCAACUCAAGACCAAGUUCAAGAAUGGAACCUAAAAAAACAGAAAAAUCCAACAAAGAUGAUGAUGUCGACAUCCAUGGUUAUAUCCAUAAUUUAAGUCCAGUAAAGUCAACACAUAAAACAAAAACSCCUUACUUCGACUGUAUAGUUCAAACURGUGAAGAUGACAAAGUACGGGCAGUUUGUUAUGAUUUACACAAGAGAUAUAAUAUCCAACAGGCAUUCCAAAGCAGGUCACCUGUCAAGAUAUCAGCUACGAAAAGAUUGCCAAAAUCAAGUUUUUCCAAUGACAAUGAAGAAUACAAAAUUACAAAAAAGUCAAAGAUAAUGCCAUCAUCCUCCACAGACUAUGACUAUAAUGAUGAAAUCACAUCAUCACGUGUUACAAUAGGCGAGGCGUUACAAGCAGACCUAUACAAAUCUGUAGAUGUCCUUGCCAAAGUGAUGUCCAAAGAAGACAAAAAUACUGUCAUAACAAAACAAGGAAAAAGACUGGUCAAAAACACUUGUGUCAUAGCUGAUGCGAAUGAUAGCAUCCAAUUAUCUCUCUGGGAAGACCACAUCUCCAAGGUUCAACGUGGAAAAACAUACCUAUUUAAAUCAGUACGUGUCAGAGUGUUUGAUGAUACAAAGUACUUAACAACUAAUGAGGCARCUCUUAUUGAAGAACGAGACGAUUUGGCAGAURUAAACCUAUCUUCAGAUAUCAUAAAGGACAAUAUCCUUKAAGCCGCACAAUGUAUUGCAGCACUAAUCAAAAAGUCAUCUUCGUGCAUAGUAUGCAAUACAUCAAUAGAUUUAGAUGAAGAAAACGAAGAUACAAUAACAUGUCCAUCGUGCCAGAUGACAAUGCUAGCAUCUCUACUAAAUGACAAGUUUGUUGGCACAUUAGUCAUCAAAACUCCUGAAGGAAAAAAGGAAACAUACACAUGUUUCAAUGACACACUCCAGAGUUUUCUACUUUCAAUAAACAGACCUGAGGCAGUGGAUGAUAUACCUAUUAAAGAACUACAAGACCUUCUUGUACAAUCAGGGCCAAAAAACAUGGUUGUUGACAAUGCCAACAAGAGAAUUGACCAAUUUCUUCUGUAAAAAGGACUGCAUGUUAUAUUAGACUUUGGCUUUACACUGGCAUAUCAUCAUUGUUGAUAGAGCAACAUUAAACAGCAAGCACUGAAAUCUAAAAACUCCAUCAAAACCCGUGAUAGAUAAAAGGAAACCUACACCUGCUUAUAACACACUCCAAAGUUUUCUACUUUCAAUAAACACACCUUAAAAUAGACAGUAGAUGAUAAACUUAUUACAGAACUUCAAGACCUCAUUGACAAUGCCAACAAAAGAACUGACCAAUUUCUUCUGCURUAAAACGUACUGCAUGUUAUAUUGGCUUUAAUURAUACUUAUUAUUGACACUGACCAUCAUUGUUUGAUAAAGCACCAUUAAACAGCAAACACUGAAAUCCAACUAGURCUAACGAAGUAGUGCAAUGAAAUUCUUUAAUUCCUAAACUACAUUUAUUUCAUGCUUUCAGAAUGCAGAUAGAGUGGUUUUCUUUAAACCUURAAACAAAAAUGUAAUAACCUAAAGUAUAUUUUACRGGUUAAUGAAAACCAUUCUAAUGAAAACAUGAAAUAUGUCUACUUGACUGAUCAAAUAAUGCUAAAUUCUACUUAAUUAUGGUUAUUCUUUAUUUUCUAUUCUAUCRCUAUUUAGCAGUAUUCUGUUAGUUUUUGCUUUCAGUGUUUUGCACUUUACUGUUUGUACACUGUUAUAUAGCAUAUCGUUAACCCAGUUUUUUCGUUUGUUUGUUCACAUUGUUCUUUUCUAUUUAAAAAAAUGUUAAAAAAUCAUACAUGAUUGCGUUUUGCAAUGGAUUAAAUGCAAACCAUUAUAUUAAUUACAUAACAGUGAAGCUGCAU
Exaiptasia diaphana is the source of this 2265-nucleotide messenger RNA. RefSeq lists its product as uncharacterized. The transcript is spliced from 4 exons. The record is from RefSeq and is a predicted model, not a curated record. Lineage: Eukaryota; Metazoa; Cnidaria; Anthozoa; Actiniaria; Aiptasiidae. The coding region runs from base 370 to 1437 and encodes 355 amino acids.